Molecule: messenger RNA, 2240 nt
Organism: Wasmannia auropunctata (little fire ant)
Lineage: Eukaryota; Metazoa; Arthropoda; Insecta; Hymenoptera; Formicidae
Exons: 4
Coding region: 1335-1829 (164 amino acids)
Source: RefSeq, a predicted model, not a curated record
CUAUUGAAGGGAAUUGCGCUUUAGUGAGGACCCGCCGCGCCUGUCGCGCGAAAAUUAUGGGAUAGUAUAACAAUGGUACAUAAAACGCACGGCAACAAAUUAACUUGAGCCGUCGUAACGUUGACUCGCGUUUUAAUCUUUUCAAAUACAAAUUACACAGUAAUUAAAAUGUAAAAGAAUCCUUCAAACGCAAGAAGCUGAACCACGCUCGCGCAUUCCGUCGAAUCGCAAUUAAUGUCCAUGGCUUAAAGUAUUCUAAGUAAAAGAAAGUUUUAAUUAAUAUAUAAUACUUUAUUUUGAUUUUCACAUUGUUUCUUAAAAAAAUAAUAUGUACAUAUAAACGUACAUAGCCAGGAUUUUGUUAGAAGAAGGAAGGGGUCAAAUUAGAGUUAAAACUUUGGAACUCCGGGAGGGAGAGUGGAUAGUCGAGUGGUACUAUUAGACUUAUUUUGUUUUACAAUAUUAUUUUUAAUUAAUUACUGGUAGGUAAAUCACAAAGUCACAUAUAUUUAAUUUACUAAUUUACUUUAUUCUUCUCUUGAAAUUUUAAACUGACUCAUUAAACUGGAGAAACUUAAAUUUAUAACAUUAGCUGUCUUGGAUUCUCAAAAAAACUUUCCAUACAAUUUCCUCCGAUUCAUUCUUCUUUUCUAAAAUUAAUCUCGCGCCAAGAUUUGUAUAGUUGGCGGGCAUUUGAAUUUUGAAAUUACUUUAUUAUACUGUAAAUAUGUAAUUUUUGUAAUUAAUUUUGUUCUUCUUUGAGAUUUGGGAAGGGCAGUUUCAUCUGCCCUGCCCCCUCAGCUACGUCCAUGUAUAUAAAUGUUACGAUGGGAAAAAUAAUCAUGUAAUUGUUCAAAUAAAUAACUUUCUAGCACUUUACGCUCACUUCGAUUUCAAUCUUCCAUACGAAUAAUACACGAAAGAUCCAAAGUAGAUUAAACACGGAGAAAACCUUUCAAAGAGACCGCCAUACGGAAUCGAUACUGAACGACGACGGCGCUCGUGACGGCUUUCGUGUUCACGCAGAUUAUGUAACCACUAGGCACAUGCUGCGUAAUACUUUGUCUUCGUCUCUAUUUUUAUCCAGUCGCAGAAGAAAAUAAUUAUAUGCGUUGCAUUCGUUCGAGAACGCGCGCGCGCGUUAAAUCGAGUGUCGGUAUUUGUGACGUUUAUACCAAGUAAAGUACCAGCUCAGGAGUCUUCAAGCAAGCGGCGUCGACUGCAGCCCAAUGACUGCAGCCAUCUGUUCGCCAGCACGAAGAUCUCGCGCACGCGUGAAAGAGUGAGCAUAUACCAGUGGUAUAGAUCAACAUAGAUCGCGCAGAAGGAUUGAAAUGCAAUCACGCAUAAUCGUCCACUCGCACAUCGUACGGAAAGCACUGUUCACCACGAGAUAUGCUAAUCUGUGGACGAAGAUAUUCCAGAAGAAGAAGAAGAAGAAACCGUUGGCGUCAGAGGUCCUAACGAGCUACCUAUUGCAAACCGGCGAGCCCCCCUGGACCUCGUACUUCGUCCGUUACGCCGACGUGGUGAACGAUCAGCAGGGAAUGUCACACUUCAAUUGGCCGGCGGGCGGCAGCAAUUACCACGUACUUAGGACCGGCUGCUUCCCGUACGUCAAGUAUCACUGCAGCAAGAGGCCGCUGCAGGAUCUCAGUGGCGAGGACAGAUUCUUCAAGGCGAUCAAGAUAUUGAACCUUGGUAUCCCCACUCUGAUGUACGGAUUGGCCGCGACGCAGCUUGUCCGGCACCGCGAGAUCGUGAGGACGCCUCGGGGUGACGUGACGAUCUACUUCUUGCUACCGGAGGACAAAGGCUCGCCGUAUUGAGGCUUGCACCCUACGACGCGUCUAAUCUACGUCGGGUCUCGCGUCACGCGGCCUUCCUCGAGGGAAGAUGACAUGUAACGGCAGCGAAAUACAGAGCUAUACUGAUGAUCGUUGCUCCUUUUUUUCAACCCUUUUAUUUCUCGCUAUUCCGUCGAGUUCUCGAGUGCAAAACGAAAAGGGGAAUCGAGCGGCGCAAAAAACUCCCAGUCACCAUUCUGCUUAUUUGCGACGGAUGCCAUCACCAAUUUUGUUAACCGAGAGGAUGAAGAAGUUGAAAAUACCGAUUUGAAAUAGCAUUGUAUUUCCGCAUGCAAAAUAAUAUAUGGUAAGAAAUUUAUGCAAUAGCCCAAUAUGACAAAGUCGAGAAGUAGGUGUUAAUAAAGAUGUUAAUAAAUGGCUAAAUCUUGAAAC